Molecule: messenger RNA, 1239 nt
Organism: Phytophthora infestans T30-4
Lineage: Eukaryota; Oomycota; Peronosporomycetes; Peronosporales; Peronosporaceae
Exons: 6
Coding region: 1-1239 (412 amino acids)
Source: RefSeq, a predicted model, not a curated record
AUGAUGGGCGUCUUCCUGGACGAGUUGGGUCCGUUCAAAGAAUCACUUCGCUUCUUUGAAAAUGCCGCACGACUGUGUCCAGGUGAUAGAACUACACUUGAGCUUCGUCAGCUUUUAGCUGUGCCAAUUGUCUUCUCUUCCCAGAACGAUAUGGACUUGGCGCUAUGUCCCGAACAAGCAGCGUAUCUUCAGUACACCAUCACGCCUCCCACCAUGUUCAUCGGCUACCAGGGCAUCGAUGUUCUUCCUAUCCAACGGGCAAUACACCGUCUUCGAUCCUUAGUUUACCCGAGCCUCUCUUCCUCCUUUGAGCCGCAAAAUCCGGGAGAAAUCUGGUCGGAUGAUGCUCACAGGCGUCGACGAGUUGCGUUUAUCUCUUCUUGGCUUCGAGCUCAUUCGGUCGGGAAAUUACUGCUAGGCGUCGUUCAAAAUCUGGAUCGAGCCAAGUUCCAUGUUGUCAUUUACCACUGCGUGCACUUCCUGCGCGAUGCUGACGAAAUCACAGAACUAUUCAAGCACACAGCUGAUGAGUUCGUCGAGCUACCCGAGAACCAAGACACUGCAGUGCAAAUACUUCGACAAGCGCACCUUGAUAUUGUGAUUUUCCCUGAACUGGGCAUGGACGAGUGGACAGUUUUGCUAUCUCAUCAUCGAGUGGCUCCCGUCCAGUGUGCUUUCUGGGGCCAUCCGAUCACUACCGGCAACCCACAAAUCGACUAUUUCCUCUCGUCCGAGCACUUUGUCUCUGAGCAAUUCGAUGAACCAACGGAGUCGACGCCACGAAAGUUAUCUGGCUUCCGUCGGUCUUCAUUUUCGGAGCAGGUCGUGUUAUUUCGUGGCCUCAGCACGAUCUUCACUGAGCCCAAGACGCUAGCUGCAGAAUCCAGGGAGAUCACCCGGUCUCGACUAUUUCUACCAACAAACCGUAGACUCUACGUGUGUCCUCAGACGUUGAUGAAGCUUCACCCUGCUUUUGAUGACGCUUUGGCUGGGACCCUGAGUCGUGAUGACAAGGCAAUCAUCGUGUUGUUAGCGUCCGACACACAAUUGGUCUGGAUGGAGAAGCUUCGACGGAGAUUUCGACUGCGUUUUGGACCGAACACUCGACGCGUUCUGUUCUUACCGACGCUUCCUUUUGCUGAGUUUCAGGCUUUGUUGACGCUCGCCGACGUUGUGUUGGACCCGUUCCCAUUCGGAGGCGGAGUUACGACACUGGACGCGCUACAUUUGGGCAUGUAA